Molecule: messenger RNA, 1503 nt
Organism: Schistosoma spindalis
Lineage: Eukaryota; Metazoa; Platyhelminthes; Trematoda; Strigeidida; Schistosomatidae
Source: the annotation of a GenBank genome assembly
AUGGUUUUAUCAGGAUUUUCUCGGACCUUCUCAAAUAUCAGUUCUGGAGAUGGAAGCCUCAGUAGAUCUCUUCAGGAUAAUAAUCAAAACUCUACCAUGAACAGAGCUUUUGGAAUUUCAAGAGGUAAACCUAAUUCUAAAACUCCAACGAGAACUCCGUCUCGCAAUGGCCUAGUCUCAGAUGACUCAAGUAACUCCUUCAAAAGGACACCUAACUCUUCCAUUAAAAAAAUACCAACGGUACACGAAUGUGAUGGUGACAGAUUUAUUCCCAACAGGUCAUCAACAAACAUGUGUAGGGCGCGGCAUGUAAUUCGGAAAUGCAACGAAGAUCCACCAAAUGAAGAGGCUGCUGAUUAUCAACAAGCCGUAGCAGAUAGUUUAAAUACUAAUGACUGUCCUGGAAGUCGGAUCCUCCGCUAUAAUGCUGCCAUUCGAGAUAGUGGUAAUGUACACUGCCCCACAAAUAGCUCAGUAUCCGCUGUAAAGGGACUCUAUAAGCGCGCUAUACCUCAGAUGCCAGAGAAAGUUCUCGAUGCUCCAGACAUUAUUGAUGAUUUUUAUCUAAAUAUUUUGGACUGGUCUAUGGACAAUAUUUUGGCUGUCGCGUUAAAUCAAGAAGUUUAUCUUUGGAACUCAUCUUCAGGAGAUAUCACUUGUCUUAUGUCCUGUGGUUUUGACGAUGAAUAUGUUUCGAGUUUGAAGUGGUCUCCUGAUUCUCCCAAUAUUAUUGCCAUUGGUCUUAGCGCUGGUCGUGUUCAACUUUGGGAUGUUUCCAGUCAGUCACUAGUACGUACGAUGCGACUUGGAGGUGUCAGUUCUGCCGGUCGCGUACCAGCCGUCACUUGGCGUGAAUAUCUAGUUUCUAGUGCGUCUAAAUCAGGACAUAUUAGACAUCACGAUACGCGGAUCGCUCAUCAUGAAGUCGGAGUUGGUGAUUUUCAUACCCAGGAAGUUUGUGGAUUGAGUUGGUCACCAGAUAAACGUUUCCUUGCAUCAGGAGCAAAUGAAAACUUUGUUUGUAUUUGGCCUUUUAGUGAUAUCUCAAAGCCUGAACAUGUUCUAAGAGAUCACCAGGCUGCCGUUAAGGCAUUAUCAUGGUGCCCUUGGAAACCAAAUCUUUUAUGCACAGGUGGGGGAACAUCAGAUCAUACUCUACGCUUUUGGAAUGCAACAACUGGAGCUUGUGUUAAAUCAGUUGAUGUAGUGGCCCAGGUUUCUGGUAUUAUAUGGAAUACAGAAUAUCGUGAAAUUUUAACUAGUCAUGGGGAUCCUCUUAAACAACUGGUUAUAUGGAAAUAUCCAGAAAUCACCAAAAUUACCCAUUUAGAGCAUCAAGGUCGUGUAUUGUGUGUUGCAUCGUCUCCAAAUGAAGAAAUGGUUGUUAGCUGUGCAUCUGAUGAAACUUUACGUAUUUGGCAUUGUUUUCAAGUUGAUCAAAAUAAGAAACGUAUUCAUGAAAAAAUUCAACGACCUUCUGUUUAUGCACGGGGUAUACGGUAA